Molecule: messenger RNA, 831 nt
Organism: Halichondria panicea
Lineage: Eukaryota; Metazoa; Porifera; Demospongiae; Suberitida; Halichondriidae
Product: thiamine-triphosphatase-like
Exons: 3
Coding region: 45-686 (213 amino acids)
Biological process (GO): dephosphorylation; thiamine diphosphate metabolic process
Molecular function (GO): magnesium ion binding; thiamine triphosphate phosphatase activity
Source: RefSeq, a predicted model, not a curated record
CCCACCCUCUUUGGAUAUGGGAUAUAGUCUAGAUGCUAUGAAAAAUGGCUAUUGAAGUGGAGCAGAAGUUUUCUGUUUCUACGGACACUAGAGACAAGCUUGUAGCCAUUGGAGCGACAAGAAAGGGCUGCAAAUCAUUUACCGACAUUUACUAUGACACUGGUGAUCACUCACUCACUUUUCAGGACUUCUGGCUGAGGAAGCGAGAUGGAUCGUGGCAACUAAAGUCUCCCUUGAAAAGUUACGACUCCAAGCCUCUCACAGACAAGUACAAGGAGACAGAGACUGAAGAUGAAAUACUGGAAAUGUUGAGAGAGUGUGGAAUACUUUCAGAAGGGGACUGCUUGUUAGAACAGCUGCUCGACGCAAACACGCUUGUAGCCAUUGCUGAGUUGACAACGAGAAGAGAGACUUGGCUGCUGAGUGGCCCCGAGAUAGAGGGACUGUCCGGUGGUAACGUUGUGUUGGACAGUACUAACGAGGGCUACGAGAUCGGAGAGGUGGAAGUGAUGGUGGACACACCCACGUUUGCCAGCAAAGCAGAGGAAUUUGUCAAAGAUUUGGCUACAAAAAUCGGAAAUACGUCGGUAGCUGUUCCUGGAGGGAAGCUGUCGUUUCAUCUCUGCAAAGUAAAUCACUCUCUCUGGCAACAACUGAUAGACAGGAAUGUCAUGAGAAGGCCUUGAUGUCUCCUACUUUGUGUAACGUGAGAACAUGUUGUUGAAAUGCACGAAAUUCCACCUCUGAACUCUAGAUCUAACAAACUUUAAGUGCAAUAAUUAUUGUGUUCUUAAAAUAAUGUGAUUUCAGUUCAAUUAAACAAUAAUUAUA